Drosophila eugracilis is the source of this 1657-nucleotide messenger RNA. Its product is annotated as phospholipase A1 VesT1.02. Bases 242 to 1435 code for a protein of 397 amino acids. Lineage: Eukaryota; Metazoa; Arthropoda; Insecta; Diptera; Drosophilidae. Gene Ontology annotation, molecular function: lipase activity. The transcript has 6 exons. Gene Ontology annotation, biological process: lipid metabolic process. The record is from RefSeq and is a predicted model, not a curated record.
UCGUCGAGAACAGAGCGUUUUCUUUAUCGAUCGUAAUCGUGAUUUGUUUUAGUUAAACCAAAAAAAAUAAAACAACAAAAUAUAAAAACAAAUGCGGAAACCGAUUUGAAUGUUGAUUUUUAGCAUCUAAAAGUGAAUUGAAAUUGCACGCCUAAAAAAAAAAAAAGCGAAAGUUCAUUGAACGCAAAUUGCUAACUGAAAACUUAAGCCAAUAUUUAAACUAAUUUAUUAUAUUUUUGCCAUGGUGUUGCCGGCUGCCUCGACAUUAUGCAAUGUAUUUACAUUUCUGCUGGCUGGCUCACCCAUUUUCUACAGUGCUGCUCCUCGUGGAUCCUGCUCCACUUGCUGUGCGAUUAAGGAACGCGAGGACAUAAAGUUCAUGCUGUACACUGGCCGGAACCGCAAUGCCGCCCAAGUGCUACACCUGAGCGACGAUGCCCGGCUGGCGCAGAGCAAUUUCAAUUUCAAUUACCCGCUGGCCAUCUAUCUGCACGGUUUUUCGGAAUCGGCCACUGGCGAACGGCAGAGUAGCCAGGAGCUAAAGGAUGCAUUUCUAAGGAGGGGCAACUACAAUGUCAUCCUCAUCGACUGGAGCCCGAUGACAGCGGUGCCCUGGUACUCGAAUGCCGUGGAGAAUCUGCCAGUGACGGCCCGGUAUUUGGCCAGGUUUUUGCGUUUCCUGGUGGACAAGGGUUAUCCAGCGAAGUAUAUCCACUUGAUUGGCUUUAGUCUGGGUGCGGAGGUUGCCGGUUUUGCUGGCAAGCAGUUGCAGGAAUGGGGCAUUAAGCUCCCUAGGAUAACGGCUCUCGAUCCUGCUCUGCCGCUUUUUGAGGGGAAGAGCUCAAACCGUCGCUUAAGUCCCAGUGAUGCUAGGUUCGUGGAUGUCAUCCACACGGAUGGAGGUCUUUUAGGCAAUCCUGCCGCCAUGGGUCAUGCGGAUUUCUAUCCCAAUGGGGGAAGACCUCUGCAGCCGGGUUGUGCCAAGCAAAAUAUUGCCAAUAACUGGUUGGGGAUAAUUGUUGGCUGCAGUCACCAGCGUGCUUGGGAGUACUUCGUGGAGAGUGUGGGACAGCCCCGAGGAUUCCCCGUCCAGCGUUGCGAGACCUCGGAAAUAGUCGGUACUUGCCGGCAACCAGGAAAUAGCCCCGCCUUCAUGGGCAUGGGGGCGGAUCCCAGGAUUCGUGGCAAAUUCUAUCUGGAUACGAACGAUGCCAAGCCAUUUGGACGAAGCAGCCGGCCGAGGGCAAUUGCCUCGCUGGCUCCUCGGCUGCCCAUUGCCUACAAAUUGCCACCUAAUGCCACCAGACAGCCAUCUGUCAGUCGUUGGGUUUUGGGCCAAAAGGAGCAGGAGGACCAAUACGAAGAUGGCGACGAGGAUGAGAACGAGGACAACAAUGCGCUGAGCAACAACAUUGACAGGUUCUCACUGACGUGAUGGAAUUUACACCGGUUUGGCGAAGGAUGCGGGGUAAGGGAUGUAUACACUUUCCCAUUCCCCAAGAGUGUCCUUUGCAGCAUUGGUUGAGAUUUAUGUGGGUUGCGAUUCAGCCCCAUGUUGCAUUCGAAGGCAACUGUUCUUGUGAUCUUUCUCUUAAGUAUUUCUAGCACGUAAUCAGGGCAUUUGUAAGCCGUUUAAAUAAAUAUCCUUAAGUAUAAA